Armigeres subalbatus is the source of this 675-nucleotide messenger RNA. RefSeq lists its product as uncharacterized. The record is from RefSeq and is a predicted model, not a curated record. Bases 155 to 637 code for a protein of 160 amino acids. Lineage: Eukaryota; Metazoa; Arthropoda; Insecta; Diptera; Culicidae. The transcript has 2 exons.
UGUUUUCGCUGCGAUCCACCUCGUUCUGAUUUACCCCGGCGAUGUUGUGCUGACCGAAGCAUAACAACCGCGGGUGGCUUGUACCAACGGAAGUUCGUGCUCUGUCCACGCAAGCCCACCGCACCAUUUCAAUUUCAAUAAGCGAUCAAUCAACAUGUCGCGUGGAAAUACGGCGAUCGUCGUCACUGCCUUCCUGUGCCUUGGGUGGCUCCAGAUCCAGACCAGUGCCAAGGACUACAACUUCAUCUUCGACCCGAAGGAGCUGGAGUGCACGGGCAAUGUGUCGUACGACAACGUGGCGCUGACGGCGUAUCGAGCCCGGCCGAACAGUGAAGACAAGCGGGACUACACGGACUUGAAGUACCAGACGUUGUACACGCUGCAAGCAUAUCUGGACGAUCGGGCACCGUACGUAACGGUCGGAAUGGAUCCGAACUUGAAGAUCCCGUACGGGACGCCGGUGUGCAUUCCGGAGCUAAAUUUACAUUUUCGGCGCCAAAUCAAGCUGCAGGUGAGAGACACCGAUGACGAUCUGAUCGGCGGUGGCUACCGUCAUGUGGAUAUCUGCGUUCGCACGCAGGCGGACAGUUUUGAUGACUUUGUGAAUAUGUUGGAUGCGACAUUGGUGUUCUUGUGAUAGUUGCUAGUGAUGAGCAAGUGUUUUGUGAGUUUCAA